Hippoglossus stenolepis (Pacific halibut) is the source of this 3037-nucleotide messenger RNA. RefSeq names its product two pore segment channel 3 (gene tpcn3). The coding region runs from base 606 to 2579 and encodes 657 amino acids. The transcript is spliced from 16 exons. Gene Ontology annotation, biological process: monoatomic ion transport; transmembrane transport. NCBI's taxonomy places the organism in Eukaryota, Metazoa, Chordata, Actinopteri, Pleuronectiformes, Pleuronectidae. The record is from RefSeq and is a predicted model, not a curated record. Gene Ontology annotation, molecular function: monoatomic ion channel activity. Gene Ontology annotation, cellular component: membrane.
UUGCUCAAAAAACCCCGAACCAGAACCAGGACCUGUGAGAAGGUUCACGGAUCCUUUUUAAAGUCGAGUUACGUUUUUGACCGGAUGUAACAUGUGUGUAUGUACCUUUAAGAGCGGGUGAGGCGUUUCAUCCAUGAUGUCAUCGUUUUUAAGACAUGUGACUGCGGGAAAGGUGAAUUAUGGGAAAUGUAGUUCAUCUGUUCGCCCUCUUAGCCUGUAACGAAGUCUUUAAAGCAGACGAUGGCUAUGACUCGAUUAUCCUGUGACUUGUUGCAUAAAGAAUUUACCAUUAAUUGGUAAAAUUACAAACUGCAGGAAAUGUGCCGGAGCCGUGAGGAUCCGUGUUCUCUUCUCACGGUGCCACACACGGUCCAGAGCCUCCUGCUGAGCUGUGGGUGGAUUGUUCUGGAUAGACCCGUCCCAUGGAGACAGAGGACAGGUCACUGGGUGUUUGCCUUCACAUGUUUGGACUCAGGGACGAGGCUAUUUCCUGGUUUGUUUUGAGUGAAAGCUGAAGUUGCUGUGCUGAGCAGAGUUCCUGUCGCUGAUCUGCAGAGUCAGGAUGUGCUGAGAACACUGUUGUUGUGAAACAACCUUUAGCCGUGAUGUUGCCUCGUCAGCGACUCUUCAGGCAGAAAGUCUUUUCCUGGUGCCUCAGUGACUCCGAGGCUUCCGAUCACUUCAGGCUGACUCUCGUCGAUAUGAUCAUCUACGGAGCGCUGAGAGCUGCCGACUGUUACGCCCUCCGCUGGUCCAGAGUCCUGCGCCCGCUCCUAUUGGUCAACGUCACAGAGGGACGGCAGCUCCGCAGGGCGUUCAGAAGCAUCCGGAACGCUCUGCCUCAGAUUUUCUACGUCUUCCUGCUCUUCAUGUUCAGCGUCCUCAUCUUCUCCCUCAUGGCUCUGAAGCUUCUGGGUAAACGAGGUCUGAAGACCAUUGACGGAUCUCCGUACUUCACCAACUACCUGGAGAUCGUCUUUGACCUGUACGUCCUCGUCACCACGGCCAACAGCCCCGACAUCAUGAUGCCGGCGUACAACUCCAGCUUCAUCUUCGCCAUCUUCUUCAUCGUGUACAUCCUCAUCAACACCUACAUCUUCAUGUCCGUCUUCUUGGCCGUCGUCUACAACAACUACAAAAAAUACCUGAAGGAGGAGAUGCGGCAGCUGGUCAGGGCCAAAAGGCACAAGAUGGUGCGAGCGUUUGCCGUCCUGCAGGAGCCAAGCGGGGAGGGGGUUGAACCCGUGGUGACCCAGGCCAACUGGAACCAAGUGGUACGACUGGUCCGGCCCGAUAUUAGCAACGCCCACAGAGAGCUGCUGUGGAGCGUCUCCGACAACAAGAACCAGGGGUUCAUCGGUAAAGUGGCGUUCGUCCAGCUGGCCGACCUCCUGAACAUCGAGGUUAUCACACUCAAGUCGAGACCGCACCCACUUCACCGUUUGUGCCCCACCCUCUACCUAUCGGGGCCCAGCCGUCUACUCUGCCGAUUGGUCCAACACAGGGCCUUUGUGAUCAUGUACGACCUCAUCAUCCUGGUGAACGCCGUCUUCAUCGGGCUGGACGAGGAGAAUCCGCUGAUCGCCAACUCAGAGUGGGUUUUUCUGGCUCUCUACCUGCUGGAGAUCCUCCUGAAGCUCUACGUGUUCGAGCCCAGAGCGUUCUUCUCCAGACACAACUUCUGGAACUGGUUCGACACCAUCAUCGUCGUGUCUGCUCUCAUCGCGACGAUCGUCAACUCGGCCAUGAAGUCAUCUGGAGGUUACACCAGCCGUCAGAUCCUGGACAUCGUCUUCAUCCUGCGGGUCCUCAGGCUGAUCCGGGUGGUGGACAGCAUCCAAAGGUUUCGUACGAUCAUCAACACCCUGAUCAGGAUCGGACCAGCGAUCCUCACGUUCGGACAACUCAUCCUCGUGGUGUACUACGUCUUUGCCAUGGUGGGGAUGGAGCUGUUUAAAGACAAGGUGAAGUUUUACGAGGACCCCAACGACCCGGAGAAGUUCUACUGUGGAAACGCUCGACUGAGAGGAACGGCCUUCGCUCACCUCAACUACUGCAAAAACAACUUCAACAACGUGGUGUCGUCCUUCAUCCUGCUGGUGGAGCUGACUGUGGUCAACCAGUGGCACGUGCUCAGCAGCGGCUUCGCCAUCGUCACCCACAUGUCGGCCAGGAUCUUCUUCGUCCUCUUCCACAUCUUGGUCGUCAUCGUCAUCAUCAACAUCUUUGUGGCGUUUGUCCUCGAGGCGUUCUUCGUGGAAUACUCGUUGGAGAAAAGCGACCUGCAGACGUCUCUGGAGAAGAAGAUCGCGGAACUGGAGCUGGCUGUGGAGCAGGAGAAGCUGCAGGAAAACCUGGUGAACGCCAUGGAAACCAUUGACAACGACCUGGGUACCGGCCAAUCAGCGGCAUCCAACAAACCGACCCUGAUGUUUAAAAUCGCUUCAAAAAGAUAUCGGACGGUGGACGCCUUGUUGCAGCGGAUGUUUGAGGCCGACCUCGACCCAGAGGACUUUGCUGAGAACGAUGACGCUCAGGGCGACGGGAACUUUGCGAACCCGUCGUUCAGCUCCGUGUAAACAUGUAAACAUGUAAACAUGUAAACAUGAAGGGAUCUGUAUAUUUUUAUAUUUCUGUCCUGUCGCUCUCUGUAGGGACACAAAUGAAAUCUGUAUUUUUCACAUAAAGACUAUUUACACUUAAAGUUUAUUUCAUUGUUCUAUGUUCGUGUCCCUGUUCACUAAAUUCAAAAACUUUAAAAAUUCAUGUUUUCAUAAAACAGUAGCUUCAGAGUAAACUGUAAUUAAAACAUGUUUUAAAGAUAUAUUUUUUUAAAAGAUUCACACUUUAAAGUCAGAUGUUUCCGUUUCAAUGUUAAAUUACUUACUGCAGAUAACCAUCAUAGAAACAACCUUAAUGAGCGUGAGGAAGAUAAAACACAUCCUGGUUCCAUCUGUAAAAUAAUAAAACAAUCAUGUUCAUUUCAAAUUAUAUUAAUUUUCAUUCAUGAACAAAUAAAAAAAGCAAGAAGUCAGAA